Molecule: messenger RNA, 524 nt
Organism: Camelina sativa (false flax)
Lineage: Eukaryota; Viridiplantae; Streptophyta; Magnoliopsida; Brassicales; Brassicaceae
Source: RefSeq, a predicted model, not a curated record
GGUCUCAUCAUUGCUGUUAUCAUCAGUACUGGAAUCAACCCUAAGGCUAAGUCUUACUAUCUCUUUGAUGGUUAUGCCCAUCUCUCUUCUGGUCUUGCCUGUGGUCUCGCUGGUCUCUCCGCCGGUAUGGCUAUUGGCAUCGUCGGUGAUGCUGGUGUUAGAGCCAAUGCACAACAACCAAAGUUGUUCGUGGGAAUGAUUCUGAUUCUCAUCUUUGCUGAAGCACUUGCGUUGUACGGUCUCAUUGUUGGUAUCAUCCUCUCUUCUCGAGCUGGUCAAUCUAGAGCCGAGUGAAGAUAUCAAAAGUAUCUCUCGCGUAUGCGCUAUAAAUCCUUGUAAUGUUUUGGUAUUUUUUUACUUUCGGUUUUUUUUCUUUUGUGGUAUUGUGAGUUUUGAGUUUCUCAUGAAAACAAACACCAUGGGUGAAAAGACUUCUGGUUUCAAAACCAUUUAUUUUAUUUUAUUUUCUUUGCACACUACAUAUAUGGAUAAAUCAAUAAGUAAUAAUAUAUGACCAUUCUCUU